GCCCGCGCUAUUUCUAUGGAGGCGUCAGUCGACGCCAUGGUGACGUCAGGAGAAGCCCAGCAAGCAUGGCGGCCCUGCGGCUGCUCUCUUCUCUAACCAAGCCCCCUCGUCUCAGGUGCUGCCUCCUCGCUCAAGCAAGUGUGGCGCGCUUUCCCGAGGCCGCGCCCUGCGCCUUGUCCAAUCGCCAUGAGCCUCCGUACCCCUCGCCCCAAAGUGCGCGGAGGCCUCUCAGCACAAUCUCCGCGGAUGGCCUGGUGCGUGCGGCUCCCGCCUCUCUUCAACCUUACCUACGCCUCAUGAGGUUGGAUAAGCCCAUUGGGACAUGGUUGCUGUAUCUUCCUUGUACCUGGAGUAUAGGCCUUGCAGCAGAACCGGGCUGUCUCCCCUCCUUUUACACCCUUUUCCUCUUUGGCACUGGAGCAGUCCUGAUGCGGGGAGCAGGCUGUACAAUUAAUGACAUGUGGGAUCAGGACUAUGACAAAAAGGUUGCAAGAACGGCGUGUAGGCCGCUGGCUGCUGGAAGGAUUUCAACUUUUCAGUCUCUUGUUUUCCUUGGAGGGCAGCUCAGUUUGGCUUUAUGUAUCCUUUUGUGUUUAAAUUAUUACAGCAUUGUGCUAGGAGCAGCCUCUCUCUCUCUUGUGGUGACCUAUCCCCUUAUGAAGAGAAUAACCUACUGGCCUCAGCUGGUCUUGGGUCUUACCUUCAACUGGGGUGCGUUACUCGGGUGGUCAGCCAUCAGAGGCUCUUGUGACUGGUCUGUUUGCUUGCCCCUGUAUUUCUCAGGAGUGCUGUGGACGCUGAUAUAUGACACCAUUUACGCUCAUCAGGAUAAAAAAGACGACGUUGCCAUUGGUGUGAAAUCAACAGCGCUCCGAUUCAAUGAAAACACAAAACAGUGGCUCAGUGGCUUCAGUGCUCUGAUGCUUUUGGGACUGACUGUGACAGGAAUGAACUGUGAUCAGACUUUCCCGUACUAUGCAGCUGUGGCAGCUGUAGGCGUCCACUUGGCACAGCAGAUAUACACUUUGGACAUACACAGUCCUGAAGAUUGUUGGAAAAAGUUUUCUGCCAAUCGCACAGUAGGACUCUUGCUUUUCAUAGGGAUUGUUCUGGGGAAUUUAUGGAAAAAGAAAAAUACAGAAGAAACAAGGAAACUGUCAGACCUUACUUAGUGCGAACAUAAUGGACUCUGUUUUAUGGCCAAGAAAAUUAUUCCAAGGAGAUUAAAGAAAGAAGUUCUACACAAUUUUAGCAAAUUCUUUCUUUGCACUUGCACUGUGUUGUGGAAGUGGCCCUUUGUUAAGAAGAUAAUGCAUCUUUUUAGGUCUAAAGUCUGUCAAGAUGGGGUCCAGGUACUAAAAUACAUGAGAGCUCCCUACUGAAGUCCUGGGAAAAUACUUAUAGGUCUGCACCCACAUCUGAGUAUUGUAAAAUUAUAGUAGGUGUUCCGGAAUUACUCUGUAAACACAACCCAUUGUUUUGCAGUUGUAACACUAUUUCAAAUAGUUAAACUUAUUAAAUACUUAGU
Molecule: messenger RNA, 1528 nt
Organism: Gekko japonicus
Lineage: Eukaryota; Metazoa; Chordata; Lepidosauria; Squamata; Gekkonidae
Gene: COQ2
Product: coenzyme Q2 4-hydroxybenzoate polyprenyltransferase
Exons: 7
Coding region: 66-1172 (368 amino acids)
Biological process (GO): ubiquinone biosynthetic process
Cellular component (GO): mitochondrial inner membrane
Source: RefSeq, a predicted model, not a curated record